Molecule: messenger RNA, 997 nt
Organism: Bicyclus anynana (squinting bush brown)
Lineage: Eukaryota; Metazoa; Arthropoda; Insecta; Lepidoptera; Nymphalidae
Exons: 4
Coding region: 275-934 (219 amino acids)
Source: RefSeq, a predicted model, not a curated record
GAUAUGGAUUUUCAUCCUCCACAAGUUAGCCCGAUUUCAUCUUAGGUUGCAUCAUCAUUUACCAUCAGGUGAGAUUGUAGUCAAGGGCUAACUUGUAGAGAAUAAAAAAAUAUACUCUUACAAAAGAUUUAAAAUACGUGUGCAUCGAAGGAUCUGUACCAGAAACAAUAGAUUGUUGUUGUUGCUAUCGUUCGUUAUUGUGAAUUUUCAUUUAACCUUUUCAGUGGACACGUUGCAAAAAUGCAGUAUUAAAAAUGACAAAUGCCUCAGUGAAAUGUAUACAAAUGUUCUACUUAAUAUCGGCUCAACGGGUAUCCCGGAAAUAAAUGUACCUCCCAUAGACCCCUUCAAAUUUACGAAUAUAUCAGUAAAGGUAUUGGAUGCGGUUACAAUAACCCAGAAAGAUGGAGUAGUUAAGGGAGUCAGUAAAUGUCAAAUAAAAAAAUUCCAUAUCGAUUUGGAUAAAAAAACCGGCACUCAGGAAUUUGUUUGCGACCUAAUAGUCACAAGUAACGUCAAAAUCGAGGGUUCGGGUCCAGCAAUACAAGCACUCUUUGGAACAGCUUCAUUCAAUGGCGUGGGGAAUGGAAAAGUAAAACUUGAAAAGUUAUUCAUGCACUUUGAUUUUCCAAUCACCCCUUUCAAAAAAGAAGACGGCAAAAUAUAUUUAAAGGCAUCAUACGAAAAAGCAAAAUACGAAUUUGAUGUUGAAAAAGCAACUUUUGGAGCUGACAAGAUAACGGUUGGGUCACAAGAUAUCGGUCAACUCAUUAUUGAUUUUUUAAACCAAAAUUUUAAACCAAUGCUGAAGACUUUGGGUGGCCCGGUUUUUGGAAAAGCUUUGGAGUUCUUUUUCAAAUUUUCCACAUUGUUCUUCGAAGGCGUGCCGACGAAUAAAUACAUCACCGAAGAUCUAACAAGUUAUAUUUCAUAACAAAUAUACCUGCUAUAGAAAACAAACCUGUUAUUAGAUAUUAUUAAUAAAUAAAAAGUGUUA